AUGCUCAUGGCAAAAGUGGAAGAACAACCCAUUUCACCAAUCCACCAACCUUCUUCAUUCGUGUUACUACUGCUUCAAAUCAUGAGCAAAAGAAGGAUCUGGGUGUGCAUUUUUGUGCUUGUUUAUGGCUUGCUCUUUACAUCUUCGUGGAACUUUCUCAAGUCUAUGAUUUCGUGGUACAAGCUGCAAGGUGAGUCAUCAUCAUCAUCUUGUUGGUGGCCUGCACUCUAUGCCUCGCUGCUUCUUGGUGCAGUUUUUGGACUUCUUUCGAUGGUGGCAGCUUUUGCUGUAGUGGUGCCUGCUGCUCUGGUCACGUGGAUUGCCAUAGUGGUGUUAUUGGCUUUCUUUGGUAAGCCUAAGAGGACUUUGGUUGUGGAGGGAAGGAAGAUUACUGGGGAGAUUUUCCGUUUUGUGCUGAAGGUUUUGCUGAAAGAAGGGAAUAUCGUGGCUGCUUUAUGUGCUGUUCUGGGGUACUUUGUUCUGGGUAGAACAAACGGAAGAGGUGCUGACUGA
This is a messenger RNA of Sphenostylis stenocarpa, 513 nucleotides long. The record is from the annotation of a GenBank genome assembly. Lineage: Eukaryota; Viridiplantae; Streptophyta; Magnoliopsida; Fabales; Fabaceae.